Molecule: messenger RNA, 4494 nt
Organism: Pantherophis guttatus
Lineage: Eukaryota; Metazoa; Chordata; Lepidosauria; Squamata; Colubridae
Gene: MSN
Product: moesin
Cellular component (GO): cytoskeleton
Molecular function (GO): actin binding
Source: RefSeq, a predicted model, not a curated record
UGGCCGAGGCUCUUAGCCUGCCGACGAGCCACUCCCGCCGCCCAGCGAAGCUCCCAGCCGAGACGCCCGCAGCCCCACGACGCCCAGGCCGCCGGCACAAUGCCGAAAACGAUUAGUGUGAGAGUGACCACCAUGGAUGCGGAGUUGGAAUUUGCCAUUCAGCCCAAUACAACGGGGAAACAGCUCUUUGAUCAGGUGGUGAAAACGAUCGGCCUGCGAGAAGUUUGGUUCUUUGGACUCCAGUACCAGGACACCAAGGGCUUCUCCACGUGGUUGAAAUUAAAUAAAAAGGUUACAGCUCAGGACGUGCGCAAAGAGAGCCCGCUGCUUUUCAAAUUCCGGGCCAAAUUCUUCCCAGAGGAUGUCGCAGAGGAGCUGAUCCAAGAUAUCACGCAGCGCCUGUUUUUCCUCCAAGUGAAGGAGGCCAUCUUGAACGAUGACAUCUACUGUCCCCCGGAGACGGCCGUUCUCCUGGCUUCUUAUGCGGUCCAGUCCAAAUACGGGGACUUCAAUAAGGAGGUUCAUAAGCCCGGUUAUCUAACGACUGACAAACUGCUUCCUCAAAGAGUUUUGGAACAGCAUAAACUUAACAAGGAUCAGUGGGAAGAAAGAAUCCAGGUGUGGCAUGAGGAACAUCGGGGGAUGCUCAGAGAAGAUGCCAUCUUAGAAUACCUAAAAAUUGCACAAGAUCUGGAGAUGUAUGGUGUGAACUACUUUAGUAUUAAGAACAAGAAAGGCUCAGAACUCUGGUUAGGAGUAGAUGCUCUUGGACUCAACAUUUAUGAACAGAAUGACCGGCUAACACCCAAAAUUGGGUUCCCCUGGAGUGAGAUCAGAAACAUUUCCUUCAAUGAUAAGAAGUUUGUCAUCAAGCCCAUUGACAAGAAAGCCCCAGAUUUUGUCUUCUAUGCUCCCCGGCUAAGGAUUAACAAGCGCAUUCUGGCUCUGUGCAUGGGGAACCAUGAGCUCUACAUGCGCAGGCGUAAGCCGGACACCAUCGAGGUGCAGCAGAUGAAGGCCCAGGCCCGAGAGGAGAAGCAUCAGAAGCAGAUGGAGAGGGCUUUGCUGGAGAACGAGAAGAAGAAGAGGGAGAUGGCCGAGAAGGAGAAGGAAAAGAUUGAACGUGAGAAAGAAGAGCUGAUGGAGAAGCUCCGACAAAUUGAGGAGCAAACUAAGAAAGCUCAGCAAGAGCUGGAGGAGCAAACGCGCAGGGCGCUGGAGCUGGAGCAGGAAAGGAAGCGAGCCGAGGAGGAGGCAGAGAAGCUGGCCAGGGAGCGGCAGGAAGCCGAGGAAGCCAAGGAAGCCUUGUUGAAAGCCUCCAAUGAUCAGAAGAAGACCCAGGAACAGCUGACCAGUGAGAUGUUGGAGCUCACCACCCGGAUCUCGCAGCUGGAAUGUGCGCAACAGAAGAAGGAGAGUGAGGCGAUGCUGUGGCAGCAGAAAGCCCAGUUGGUUCAGGAGGACUUGGAGAGGACCAAGGAGGAGCUGAAGUCCGUCACCUGCACUCCGCACGUGUCUGAGCCCAUGCAGUCGGAGAACGAGCACGAUGACGAGCAGGACGAGAACGCGGCAGAGGCCAGUGCGGAACUGCGGGCACACGCCUCCAUCAAGGACCGCAGCGAGGAGCAGCGCACCACCGAGGCAGAGAAGAACGUGCGGGUUCAGAAGCACCUGAAGGCUCUCACCUCCGAGUUGGCCAAUGCGCGGGACGACACCAAGAAGACAGCCAACGACAUGAUCCAUGCAGAGAACAUGCGGCAGGGCCGUGACAAGUACAAGACACUCCGCCAGAUCCGUCAGGGCAACACCAAGCAGCGCAUCGAUGAAUUUGAGUCCAUGUAGUCAUUCCAGCCUCUGCUGUACCUUCCCCCCCCCCCGCCCUCCCCCUCCCCUCAUGCAAAUUUGCGAUGCUGGAACCAUCCACUACAGGAGAGUGAAUAGAUCGGCCUCCUGGGCUGGUAUUCAAAAUAGGACCAAACAGGAAGAAAAAGCAAAAGUCAGUUGUGCCUUAUUAUUAUUGCAGUUUUCCAGCAGCCGGCCUCUGUUUAGCAGGGCUGAUGAGCUUACGUAUCCCACUGCUUUUUAUUGCUUAUAAGAAAAAUAUUAGUGCUGAGCUGCCAGUGGAGCCGCUGCCUAACCACGGACCGCUUCCCCCUCCUAAGCUCCCUUGCUGGGCUCUGGAGGGGCACGGCCUUGCUCUGCCCUAACUCCAGUCCCUGCCGGGGCUUUUGCUUCUCCAGGUAGAUGCUCUGCUUGUGGAGAAGGGAAGGAAGCACCCAAGGGCGAUGGCCAACGUGCCUUCUCCCCUCUUGGCGCCAAGAGCAAACCGCUGAGCAGGCCUAGCCAGGCCCUCAGGUCUCUUUACGUUCUCCAAGUGCUCCUUACUGAGACUGUUGAACAAAAUUGGAUGCGCCUUCCCUUCUUCCCAGUAGAUUUGCUACAGAACCGUUGUCUUCCCAAAAGGAAAAAGUUUGGCCAUGGAGCGGUUGUCAUUCAUUUUGCCAACCUUGUCAAGACAUUCAGAGAGGUUUUGGGUCAGCCGGAAAUCUCCAACCGGCACGGCUGCAAAACUACACCGCUCAGCCUCGUAGGGCGUGCCUCCCACGUGCCUGGGCCCACGGACAUGCCUGAUGGUGCCUUAAUGACACUCCCUUUCCCUCCUCUAGUUGUGUAAGGUUUUAUAAAAGUCUUCUUACUUCCACUGAUGCAAAACCAAAAAUACUUUACACAAAGAUGUAUUUUGUGUGUGAAUCUCCAUGUUGCCAGCCGUUCUACUGUUAGGAAGGUGAGGUUUGGUUUUGAAAAGGUGCCGUUUCUGCUGCUUUCUUUUCUGUUGGAAGGGCGGCCGGCCCCCAUUUCCACACCCCGUCCCUCUGGGGGCCUGCAGGUCUGCGGCUCUAGACAAAGACGGGUGGUUGGCCUCCCAGGACCAUAGAAGGGUCUCUCGGCGGUUGAGCCACUUGGCUCUUUGAAAGGAGCCCCCUUUCUGAAUUUCUCCCGGGGUGCCUGUCCUGGGACUCUUCCCAUGGAUGCGGAAGGGUUGGAGAUGAGUCUGGGGUCUUCUGCCUUCUCUCCCAAAUUUCACUAUAAAUGGCUUCCUCUGCAGGAAACCUUCCCCCCCACCCCCGAAAGCCCCCUUUGCUUAGCACCCUUCAAGUCUUUUCCUAUACUUUUGGCCCUUUUCUGCCUUCCUCCUGCACACACACACGCACACACCCCAAUCCCAGCUUGCAUUUAUCCAAAAAGUAUUAUUCUGAAACAGCACCACAGCUCUAGAAGCAAAUUGUACUGGGUGUAAGGUUGGCCAAAGUCAAGUCCACUAAGGGUGGUGAGAAGGAGCUGCUGCACAAUUGUCCCAAAGCUGCAGCUGAAGCCCUGGGCCUUGAGGCGGUGCCGGGAGACCUGCGCCUUGCAGCCAGAGGGGUCUCGGUGUAAGCAGCCCAACAUUUCCAAAGAAAGACCCUCCUCCUCUCUUCCUCCUCCUCCCCUUCCUUCUUCCGACUCCACGUGCCUUUGGGAAGGGAUGGAUGAGAGGGUGUGGACAACCAUCUCCUCCUCCCCUUGAAAUAUUACAAUGCCAUGGCUUUGAACCGUUUCCUAAAAAUUACUCAUUGAGUAAUGAGUAAUUACUCAUUUCUCUGAGUCAGCAUUAAAACUUGUGGUGCUGACAUUGUUUCUGGGCCUUCCUGUAAAUUCGGCCUAAGCUUGCCAGAGGCUCGCUUGGAUUUCCUUUCUUUGCCCCUGCAAAAACGCCUCCCAGGGGGUUUCUGUGUUGCCCCAGGCGCUGUGGGGCUGCCGGGCACCGCAGUGCUGCCACCCAGUUGCUUCCAGGACAGGCAGCCACCUGCCGGGGGCCGUGAGUUCGCCUCCUCCUCCUCCUCAGUAGUUGGUUCAGCUCUUCCCUGAUUUUAACCAGUAUUAUGUACUCCAGUGACCAUGGUAUUGAUUUCAUGCUCUUUUCUAGCUAUGCAUGAUUAGAAAAUAUUAAUCUCAGAAGUGUUGAGGGGAAGUAACUCUGUUCUCCCUUCAUAGAAAAUGUAUACUGUGUUGUAAAGAGAUGAUAUUUUGCAGAAAUUAAUGUAAGAUGCAUUCAGUAUUACAAUGAGAUUUUUAGAUUUUUUUUUUAAUUAUUGGGUUAGAAAAUGUGGAGGCUUUUUUCUUCCUCUCCGCUCCCCCGUCUGUUUACUGUUACACCUGGGUAUGUGCUAUCCCUCUGGGGGAGGGAGUUUGCCCAAUUAAUCAUCAUUUUUUUUUUUUUUGUCUGGCUUUAUAUUUGUGUUACGGAAUUUUUGCUGUAAAUUAUGUCUUCUUUUUUUGACCAUCCUUUUUACAUGUAAUGUCGAAGCACCAGCCUUCUCAGGGGAGGGUCUGCAAGGCGGCCUGUGGGGGGAAGCGGAGACCCCCCAGCACUUGCUACUGUCCGAGGUGUUUGACUCGACACCCCCCCCCCGUCUCUUUGUAUCAGUGCCAAUAAAGUUUAGACAAGGCAGCUGC